Penicillium argentinense is the source of this 2445-nucleotide messenger RNA. Its product is annotated as DUF3405 domain-containing protein. The coding region runs from base 1 to 2445 and encodes 814 amino acids. The transcript has a single exon. The record is from RefSeq and is a predicted model, not a curated record. Lineage: Eukaryota; Fungi; Ascomycota; Eurotiomycetes; Eurotiales; Aspergillaceae.
AUGACCGUCCAGGCGAGGAGAUCAUCCGCCGCCUACAACAAACCCUCGCCCUAUAGCUCGCGAACACACGAUAGCGAUGUCGAGAAACAACCUAUUGGCCGUCACCCGUACCGCCAUCAUCGCCGCAGCGAUGACUCCGAUAGCGACGAGUCCGACAGCGACGACUCUGCCGGUCCCGAACACUCCUCCACAUCGUACCGGCCCAUGAUGAGUGGCGCGGGUCUGCGUCGUGCUCAGGCGGGCGUGGGCUUUCGUGUGCCCCAGCGAAUAAUGCGAUGGCUCUGUUUUGCCCUUUUCGCCGCGCUCGUUUGCUUCAUCCUCACCCUCUUCCGGUUUACGAUUUCCUCGUCCGUAUCGCAGGUGUCGGUCGAACUGCCCAAGGUCGUCUCGAAUAAACCGCCACAAUGGGAGAGCUUCCCAAUGCUCAGCCGCUACCAAGGGGGCCUGUCAAAACUGGUCUCGCGCAAGGAUAAUGUCCCUGAAUACCCCGGUGAUGGUGCGGAAGGCCUCGCGCUGCCGCGGGACGAGACUGGCGAGCAGGAAGAGAACCACCUGAAGACUAGGGAUCUGAAGCCGUCGCUGACCAGCUCUGUAUUCAAUCCCUACCCCGAUUACAACUCUCCCGAAUACAUCAAGAGAUACGGAGAGAAGCGCGAAUGCUUCUUGGAUCCAGACAACAAAAUCAGGGUACCGUACGUGCAGUCUUUCCCCGGUGUCCCCGAAGGAUUCCCAGACCCGGUUAUGGGAUCGAACUCGAUGCUGGGAAUCCGAGACGAUAUGUGCUUUGAUCGAUUUGGCCGUCUUGGCCCAUACGGAUUGGGAUACGGAGUGAAAAAAGGUGGCAUUGGUGCUGGUCUCGAGGGUCACCGCGACGGCGCCGAGCGCAUUUGGGAGGAUAUCCCCCCAGUGGACUUCCGAGGUGUGGAUUGGGCUGGUGCGCAGAACCGCUGUCAUGCUGCUAACCGCCACCGCUUCAAUGAGCUGCCCGAGCCGCGCCUGAACAAGUUUGUUUCGAUGCCUGUUGGUGUUCCGAAUGUGAAGAUUCCGACUAUCGAGGAUAACCGCAAGUCUGAGCCUCAGGUUGGCUCGGAACGUUUAUCGAAAACGGCUGUGGUUAUCCGAACAUGGCACGACUUCCGUUAUACCCCGGAGGACAUUAUGUACUUGCGCUCCGUGAUCUCGGAGUUGUCGCUCCUUUCUGGUGGCGAGUACACCAUUCACUUCCUCAUCCAUGUCAAGAACCCCGAUCUUCAGAUUUGGUCCGACGAUGAAACUUAUCAGCGUGUUUUGAACGAUGCAUUGCCUGAGGAGUUCCGCGGCAUGGGAACACUCUGGUCGGAGCAACAGAUGGCCUUGAUGUAUCCUGCUUUGGAGGAGACAUUGACUCGUGGAUUGCCCAUUCACGGCGUCUACCGCAGUACAUACAUGCCCAUGCAAUACUUCGCCUUCCAACACCCCGAAUACGACUAUUUCUGGAACUGGGAAAUGGAUGCCCGCUACACCGGUCACUGGUACCACCUCUUCGAUAAGGUCGCGGAGUGGGCCAAGCAGCAACCGCGCAAGGGUCUCUGGGAACGAAAUGCCCGAUUCUAUGUCCCCUCCGUUCACGGAUCCUGGGAUGACUUCCGUCACACCGUUCGUGUGCAGACAGAGAGCGGCACCAACAGUCCGAAUAACAUGUGGACCCCGGUGAAAGCUGGCGCCGAUGGAGAACGACCCGGUAGCAUCAUGAAUCAUCAGCAAGGUGACAAGCCCGUCUGGGGUCCUGAGCGUCCCGAUGAGCGUGAUAUCUUCGAGGUUGAAGGCGAGGGUAUCCCACCUACCACCAUGGAGAAGGACCAAUACACGUGGGGUGUUGGCGAAGACGCCGAUCUGAUCGUUUUCAACCCCCUGUACGAUCCCGAGGGCACCACCUGGCUGCUCCGGGACGAUGUCACUGGCUACAACAAAGAGAACGGCAUGCCCCCACGCCGUACCGCGAUCAUCACCGCAUCGCGCAUCUCUCGCAAGCUCCUCACCACUAUGCACCGCGAGUGCAGUCUCAAGCGCCACAGCAUGUUCUCUGAGAUGUGGCCCGCGUCCACAGCUCUUCACCACGGAUUCAAGGCCGUUUACGUCCCACACGCUGUCUACAUUGACCGACGAUGGCCCACUCGCUACCUGGAAUCCGUCUUCAAUGCUGGCCGCAAUGGUGCCUCUGGCGGAGCCCGCACAUCAAUCUUCGGUGAUCGCGAGCACAACUUCCGGGGUACCACCUGGUUCUACUCUGCCGGCUUCUCGCCCAACCUCUGGCGUCGCUGGCUCGGCCUGCGUGUCGACAAUGAUGGUGGCGAGCAACAAGAACUGGCUGGCGAGGGCCGCAUGUGUCUGCCUCCGAUGCUGCUACAUCCCGUUAAGGAUGUGUCGAUGGUGAUUGACGACGGGGAGCACGCCGAGGAUCGAUGA